Molecule: messenger RNA, 828 nt
Organism: Ambispora gerdemannii
Lineage: Eukaryota; Fungi; Glomeromycota; Glomeromycetes; Archaeosporales; Ambisporaceae
Source: the annotation of a GenBank genome assembly
AUGACAGAGAGAACUAAUAACAGAAUUUGUAGUACCUUUCAGAACCCAGGGAAUAGUUAUCCCGGACACGGGCAAGUUGGUGUCUCUACCUCGUUUUCGCCCGAUCUCCAUAAACACAUAUUGGGAUGUCAUAGCCCCACUAUGGGGAUACCAUAUCAAAAAAAGGAAAAUGGCACGGACUUAUCUGGCCGAGAUGCUCUAACUCUUGGGGGAGAAGAUGAAGAUAAUGGAACCGGAUCCAGAUCCAUUCCCAAGGACAAUAAACCUCACGCUUUCAACUCUGAAGAGAAAGAAAAAAUGCUGAAGAAAAAGUCGAAGACGAAAAGAAACGAGAAAAAAAAUAUGCAAAAGGAAGAUAAACCACUACAUGUUUGGGGCGUCCGUCCGCAGUCCAACAGCGCUACAAAGCAGGAUGUUAACCAAAAGCAACAAGGAGUUAUUAGAAUCGAGAGCCCAAACGAUACCGAUGUUGAAAUGCCGAGCAAUAUCAUUACCGAAGAUGGAGUCCAAGUUCCCGUGCAUAAAGUGUCAGAAGAUAGCAGAGAGGAUGAACCUCAUAGGCGUUGCAAGAAUUCGCUCAUGGUAGUGGAAAAGAUCAAAAAUAAAUCCGAUGCCUGUCGUGUUGCAAAAUCUGUUUGGUAUACGCUCAUAAACGAAGAAUCAGGUGUUGAUGAUGGAUAUUUGAAGUCUAUUAAAAAUAUUUAUUGGGAUGCUAUGGUUGCUCUGUUACGACCACUUGGGAAGAAUUUGGAUGAAUGUGACCUUACCCGGCUGGUAUGGCACGUCGAGCCCGAUACAACUAUUACUGAAUUUUAUUAUUUUGAAUAG